This is a messenger RNA of Colletotrichum siamense, 165 nucleotides long. RefSeq lists its product as uncharacterized. Lineage: Eukaryota; Fungi; Ascomycota; Sordariomycetes; Glomerellales; Glomerellaceae. Bases 1 to 165 code for a protein of 54 amino acids. The transcript has a single exon. The record is from RefSeq and is a predicted model, not a curated record.
AUGCUAGUUCUCAGGGUUUGUCUCUUUUUUUUUCUCUUCCCCUCCAAAGAGCUCGACUUGCGUGCAGGCGCAAGCGUCGUGCCAGCGCUCGUGCACCUGCGUCCGAAAUCGCGGGGUGUGGAGACCACUGACAAACUCGUCUCGGGUACGUACUGCCUGACGUAA